Rhincodon typus (whale shark) is the source of this 4599-nucleotide messenger RNA. RefSeq names its product lactase/phlorizin hydrolase. Bases 1 to 4311 code for a protein of 1436 amino acids. Gene Ontology annotation, molecular function: lactase activity. Lineage: Eukaryota; Metazoa; Chordata; Chondrichthyes; Orectolobiformes; Rhincodontidae. Gene Ontology annotation, biological process: carbohydrate metabolic process. The record is from RefSeq and is a predicted model, not a curated record. The transcript is spliced from 15 exons.
AUGGAGCUACACAGGAGUAUUUUCUUCUUCAUAGUUUUUAUAGGUUUCUCUGGUGCAGAAAUAAAAUUAUCGUCUGAUUUUAUGGUAAUCGCUGGUCCGUUGACAAAUGUUCUGGUGAAGAAUUUAGCAGAAGAUGAAAAGAAAGACCAGAAGAACAACUUCAGUGUGGAAGAAGAGGCACAGUACUUUUGCCAGGACCCUCUUUCAAGGCACCUUAAAGAUUAUCUUUCCAAUCUACAUAAAAAAGGAGUUUCCCAUUACAAAGUAAUCCUUCCCUGGACUAAAAUUCUUCCUGAAGGUACAUCUGAUAAAAUGGAUAAUGAUUUAAUAAAAUGCCAUUCAAAUCUCCUAAAUGAGAUAAUAAUUGCAAAUCUCAAACCUUUGCUGGUUCUGCAUGACAGUGGCAUGCCUCACGAGCUGAUUGAAAAGUAUGGUGGCUGGGAGAAUGAAGCACUUGUUGAUUUAUUUGUGGACUACGUGCGAUUUGCAUUUGCAACUUUUGGAGAUAAAGUUGAAACCUGGAUAACAUUUGAUAACCCUUCAGAAUUAAUAAAAUCCAAACAUAAGCUGCAGCACACUGGAUCUUUGGCAAUCAAGAAUAUAAUCCGUGCCCAUGAAAAGGUUUAUGGAAUUUAUCACAAUGAGAUGCAAUACAAAGAAGGAACAUUGUCCAUUGUUUUGAACAUUAACGACGUCAUUUCUACAGAUGAUAUGUUCCAGACAUUUCGGCAAGUUAUCAAUGAGGGAAUGGUGGAUUUGAUUGCUGUUGCUGUAUUAGAUGAUUGCUUAUCAAAUCACAAGAGCAUCAACAAACAUUUACAGAUUUUGAUCUUUAGCUUAGACUUUUCACAAUGUGCUGUGUCAGCCAUAGGCAGCACAGAGUAUAACAGAGCUACGUUCACUGAAGUUGUAAAAGCUCUAAAUAAUAAUGAAGUGUCAAUGAUUGGCUAUGAUGUUAGUCACUUCCUGGACCAUUUGCCACUUCAUUACCAAAGAAGCAACUUGGAUAAUGAAAGCAACUUUUCUCCAAUGGAAGAAGGAAGUGAAGAUGAGCUGGCAGAACAUAACAGUGAUAUCCAACUUCAUAGAACAUCUCGCCUUUCAGCUUAUGAGACUGUUUGGGAAAAGUUUUCUGUACAAUCAAACGCAGAGAGGGACUCCUUCCUAAUUGGUACUUUUCCCAGUACUUUUCUAUGGAGCACAGCUACUGCCUCAUUUAAAAUUGAGGGAGGCUGGGCAGAACAGGGGAAAGGAGAAAAUAUUUGGGACAGGUUUGCUCAUGAGGGAAAAGUAGAAAAAAACCAGACAGCAGAUAUUGCCUGUGAUAGCUUCCAUAAAAUUGAUUAUGAUGUUUAUUUAAUGAGAGGUUUACAAAUUAACUCUUAUAAGUUCUCCUUAUCAUGGUCUAGAAUUUUCCCGACAGGCAAUCGGACUAAACAGAACCAAGAUGGAAUAGACUAUUACAACAAAUUAAUUGACAGCCUGUUGGAGUCCAAUAUUCAGCCAAUGGUAACUUUAUAUCAUUGGGAUCUUCCCCAAGCUCUGCAAGAUAUUGGUGGAUGGCAGAAUGAGGACAUCAUAAAAGCAUUUAGUGAUUAUGCAGAUUUUUGUUUCGCUACCUUUGGAGACCGUGUGAAGUACUGGAUCACAUUUAAUGAGCCCUGGGUAGUUAGUUAUGCUGGCUAUGGCACAGGACAGCAUGCACCUGGAAUCAGUGAUCCAACUAAUGCAUCCUAUAAGGUGGCCCAAUCUAUAAUCAAGGCCCAUGCCAAUGCUUGGCACACUUACGACAAAAACUACCGUUCUCAGCAGCAUGGUCAAGUAGGAAUAGCAUUGAAUUCAGACUGGGCUGAACCUAGCUCCCCUAAUAAGCCAGAAGAUGUUCAAACAGCUGAUCGAUACCUGCAGUUUAUGUUGGGCUGGUUUGCUCAUCCAAUCUUUGUUAAUGGUGACUAUCCAGAAACCUUAAAAGCUCAGAUAAAAAAAUAUAAUCAGGAAUGUCCUUCUGCUCCUGUCCAUUUUCCGUCAUUUACAGAAAAGGAAAAACAAUACAUAAAUGGAACUUCAGAUUUUUUUGGACUCAGUCACUACACCUCUCGACUAGUCAAGUCUACCACCAACAAAAUAUGCGUUUCGGAUUACAACCGUAUUGGAGACUUUUCUCCACAGGUUGACAAUUCAUGGCACUCAACUGUAUCUCCAUGGAUAUACAUCGUGCCCUGGGGCUUAAGAAGGUUAUUAAAUUUUGUUACCCAUGAGUAUACGGGUACCAACAUUCCAAUUUACAUAACAGGGCAUGGAAUUCCAACAGAAUAUGCUGGCCUUGAUAUCGUAAAUGACACCAUAAGGAUAGAGAGUAUUGCUGCCUACAUUAAUGAAGCACUAAAGGCUUACAAGUUGGAUAAUGUUAACCUUAAAGGAUACGCAGCUACAUCCCUUCUGGACAGUUUCGAAUGGGUCAAUGGUUAUACUUUUCAAUUUGGACUGCAUCAUGUCAACUUCAAAGAUCCUAACAGACAAAGAACUCCCAAGAGGUCAGCACAUUAUUAUUCAGAAAUAAUUCACGGCAAUGGCUUCCCGCCUCAGAAAGAAGAUGAGUUCAUUUAUGGAGAAUUUCCAAAGGAUUUUGCAUGGAGUGCAGCUACUGCUGCCUAUCAGAUUGAAGGAGCUUGGAGAGCUGACGGAAAAGGACUUAGUAUAUGGGAUACCUUUAGUCAUACGCCCUUGAAAGUAGGCAAUGAUGAUACUGGAGAUAUAGCCUGCGAUAGCUAUCACAAGAUUGAUGAAGAUUUGGCUAUUCUGAAACAACUGAAAGUCAACCACUAUCGCUUUUCCCUAUCCUGGUCUCGCAUCCUUCCAAAGGGAACCACAAGAUAUGUAAAUGAUGUUGGAUUAAAUUAUUAUAUAAAGUUUAUAGAUGGUCUUCUUGCAGCCAACAUUAAACCUCAGGUCACCCUUUAUCACUGGGAUUUACCUCAGGCUCUGCAAGAUGUUGGUGGCUGGGAAAAUAGUAGUACCAUUGACCGAUUUGUGGAAUAUGCAAACUUUUGCUUUCAAAGAUUAGGUGACAAGGUCAAGUUCUGGAUAACCUUGAAUGAGCCUUACAACACAGCACUUCUUGGUUAUGGCUAUGGCACUGCAGCACCAGGUAUUGGCACAAGAUUAGGCAGUGCACCUUAUAUAGUUGGUCACAAUCUAAUCAAAGCACAUGCUGAAGUUUGGCACUUGUACAAUGAAACUUACAGACCACAACAGGGAGGGCUAAUCUCCAUUACUAUCAACUCUGACUGGGUUGAGCCAAGGAACCCAUAUAAACAGGAAGAUGUAGAUGCUGCAAAAAGGCAUUUGAUGUUUUAUGGUGGUUGGUUUGCAUAUCCAAUUUUCAAAAAUGGUGACUACAAUGAAGUGAUGAAAGCACGUGUGAGAGAGAAGAGUUUGGCUCAAGGUUUACCUAAAUCUCGACUUCCUGAAUUCACUGAAUCUGAAAAACAGAGAAUUAAAGGAACAUAUGACUAUAUGGGAUUUAAUCACUACACCACAGUCUUGGCUUUUAAUGUCAAUUUUGGAAAUGCUAUCCCAAUGUAUGAUGCCGACAGAGGAACAGGAACCACAGUAGACCGCAGCUGGCUUAGUUCUGGAUCGUUCUGGCUGAAAGUAACUCCUUGGGGUUUUAGGAGAAUUCUUAACUGGAUUAAGAAAGAGUUCAACAACCCUCCUAUUUAUCUAACAGAAAAUGGAAUUUCAGAGCAUGGUGACAAAGGCCUCAAUGAUACCUGGAGGAUCAAUUAUCAUAAAAAUUAUAUAAAUGAAGUUUUAAAAGCUAUUAAACUUGACGGCAUCAACAUCCGUGGCUACACAGCAUGGUCACUGAUGGAUAACUUUGAAUGGGCCAUGGGAUAUGCAGACAGAUUUGGCUUAUUUUAUGUCAAUUACUCCAACCCUUCUUUACCUCGUAUUCCUAAAGCUUCAAGUAAAUAUUAUUCUACAAUUAUUCAUUGUAAUGGCUUUCCUGAUCCUGCUUUGGGACCUCAUGAAUGUCUCCAAUUAGAAGCUACCAGCGUGAAACCCUCAUCAGCGAAACCCCUACCAACAACCACACCAACAAACACUGGAAGGGUUCAUUUUCUGGGAUUACAGCUAUCUACUGUGAAUGCCACAAGUGCUUUAUAUACUUUGUUCGCCAUUUUACUGGUUGCUGUUGUUUUGUUGGCUCUCUUUUCACAUAAAAUUUGGAAAACAAGAAAAGCAAAUAUACCUAAAUCACCUUCAUACACAAAUGAGUUAUCAAUAAAUCAUAACACUAACUUUUGAAGUGAGAAUUACGAUAGAGUGAAGGGGAUGUAAGUGGAAACUUUAAUUCACCAAGCAUAGUUUCUGCACCACAUCAACAAAAAUCUGAGACAGUUGUUUAUAUUGCUUCUAUAAAGUUUCUGCUAAAAAAACUGAAAAAAGACUGGGAAAACCCUCAGAAAUUCCAGACAGAUAAAUUUCAUAUUAUUUGAAUGUUCAAUUACCUUCAACUUAUUGGUUUUGUAUGUUUUUACUGUAAUCAACAUGCACAUUGCCAAAAUAUCAAAUUAUCUAGGUGUGUCCAGGAGA